Messenger RNA from Adineta ricciae, 2901 nucleotides. NCBI's taxonomy places the organism in Eukaryota, Metazoa, Rotifera, Eurotatoria, Adinetida, Adinetidae. The record is from the annotation of a GenBank genome assembly.
AUGCCAAGAAAAAUUUCAUUUCAAUGUGUCUAUUCCACAAGUUCGGAUGAGCAAUAUCCCGCUAGUGAACUAAAUCAUCAUGAACCAUUCGUCAACGGAUGGCAAAGCAGUCGCUCAUGCUCCUAUCCACAAGAACUUGUUUUUCGAUUUGAAAGUUAUGUUCGACUGAAACGUCUCCAAUUACUGUGCCAUCAAUACCUAAUCGCAUCGAAAAUCGAAUUUCAUAUCGGCGAUUGCUUAUCAGACGAAGAAGUGACAUAUAAAAAUGCUCGUUAUACUAAUCUAGGGUUUAUUGAAUUGUCCACCAAUGAACGUAGUGAUUACAAAGCUCGGGAACUAAAAUCAAUUCAUGUUGAUGCUGAUGGAUGGUUUCUAAAAUUGAUCCUACACAAAAAUCAUUCGAAUCGAUACAACGUGCAUAAUCAAGUUAGUCUCGUAGCAAUCAAUUUACUCGGUGAUGAUAUUGACAAAUUUCGUGAUACUUACGACCAUCCACUCGACUCGACACCAGUCAGAUCGGAACAAAUCUCCAUUGUCGAUGAUCUUGCAUUUGCGAUGUUUCAAGAUCCAGAAAUAGCCGUGAUCAUACGAAAUUUAGAUCGAAAAAAGCAAGAAUAUGUUCAAGAUGAGAAAUUUGAUCGAGCGCGGAAAUUCAAACAAGCAAUACAAGAACUUGUCAAAGUUGGCGAACGACUUGCCCGAUAUGAAGUCGAAAAACGGAAAGCAAUCGAACGAGAGGAUUAUGACACAGCACAGGCGAGAAAAGACAAAAUGGAUCUGGUGCGAACGGAAACAUACAAACAACUUCAAGCACUUAAUUUACUGGAUAUCGUUAUUGAGAAUGGCGAAGGAACGGAAUUUUUGAAACGUUUACAGGAAAAUACUAAUAAUGAACAACAAAAUGACAUUGACCAAAACGAAGAUAAUGAAAAUGACGAUGAUGACGAUGAUGUUGAUGAUAACGAAGAGGAGCCACCACGUACAGUUAGACAGCAGAACCAUGGACAUUCACAAAGUACACUUCAAUCUCGCCGCUCUGCGCAAUCGACGGUCUCGCUUGCUGCUCAAUCAAUAGCGCAGGAGCCUACGACAUCACCAUUGCCGCACAUUGUCAGUACCGCUAAACGCACAAGUAUUGCUCCUAGUAUAGGUGGUUACAAUUCUCCUCUCCCACCUAUCCCUACAAAUUCAGUUAAACGAACGAGUGUUAUGGUCAACCGAACCGAUCCACCUGCUCUUGAAUAUCAGAAACCAGCAACACCUUAUGAGGAUAAAAUCAUUCCCACAUUACGAAAUCGUUUGCGUUCAGAUGGUGCACCUCCACCGACUUCGUCGAUGGGUAAUCCUGAUUUCGGAAAGAAGCCUACUGACGACAUCGAUUAUCCAUCAUCACGAGUCAUGAGUACCAUACCUACUGAUGAUGCCACUGCCGAAUUGAAUCAAGCAGAAAUGAUUGAGGCUAAUCAAAUGAUGAUUGUCUUUGACAAACAAUUAGUUAGCAAAUUGUAUCAUCGAAAUCAUUUGGAACGUGAAGAAGCGCUAGAUGAGAUCUAUCAAAUAUUAAAUACAUUCUCGGGUGAUCAGGAGGAUGCACGUGCAUAUUUACGUGCUGGCAGUUUUGUCGUUGCACGAAUGUUUCGUGUCGAUGUUCUUGCAAUUUUCUCUCAAUCGUUGAAAAUUUUCCAUUUACUUAUGAAUGAUUAUGUACGGCGACAUUCGAUUCAACGUUCAGAUAUUGUUGCCAGUUUAGAACGUGUCCUGCCUGUUCUUCUGCAACGUACAGGAGACUCCAAUGCUCGAUUGAGAUUGCGAGCACAAGAAGCAAUUAUCGAAGCAGCUUCAUAUCCCGAAGUCAAACCGUUGCAAGUCAUUCCACACGAUUGCGUUUAUCCGUUCAAUAAAACCUGUGCACCGAGAUUAGCAAUUAGUCGUUGUGAACUUGUAGAAGAAUUAAUGAAAGUAUUAGAUGUGCAAAAAGGUGAUCAAGGCUUAAAUGUUGACAAUGUCGGCAAAUUCUGUGCUCAAGCACUAGAACAUAAUGCCGGUGAAGUCCGAGAAUUAGCUAUUAAGCUAUUACUUAGCUUAUAUAAAACUCAUGGAGCGGUUGUCAAACGUUACCUCCCACCGAACAAUGAUCAAACACGUCGAAUGAAGAAGUAUCGCGAUAUGUUCAAUGCAUUUGAUCGAAUGGAUCCUCAAGCUGAGAGUCCACCAAUAAAUCUCCCAUUGGAUCGAAUAAAGCGGCCAAGUGAACCACAAAAUACCACGAAACGUGAUGUAUCCAAACAGCAACAUACUGCACGUGAACAACUGAAAGCGGUUGAACCAAAAGGUUCGCUUAGUAACAAAUCUCGAGCUCCAACACGAUUUGAUGGAAAAACACCAACAGCCAGUGUUGCCGAUGAAUCGGAAUUCACUCCCGAAGAUACAUGUAUAUUUUGCGGUGAUAAAAAUCCUGAAUUCAUUCGGAACGGUCUUGAGACGCACUAUUGGGCUAGUUGUCCCAUGUUACAACGUUGUAAAGAAUGCAAUCAAGUAAUAGAAAUCGGAAUUCAUAUCGAACAUUUACUACGCGAAUGUGAAAAAAAAGGCAAAUAUCAACAAUGUCCUCGGUGCACUGAGGCAAUCGGACAUGAUUUCGACAAUCAUAUUAAAUCUAAACAAUGCAUUGAAGCAAAGCCGAAUACGAAUCGUUGUCCGUUGUGUCAUGCGAAUGUUCGUGAAGGUGAAAAGUACUGGCGUGAUCAUUUAAUGGGCCCGAAUGGUUGUACAGAGAAUCCUCGUCGUCUUAAAGCCACAACUAAAAAUCGAAGCGCUUCGCAGUCGAAAUCUGUGGUUGUACCGCCAUCUCAAAGCAAUGUUAUGAAGAAGCAGAGGAAAGUUUCGACAACUGUUAAAUAG